Molecule: messenger RNA, 3135 nt
Organism: Capsicum annuum
Lineage: Eukaryota; Viridiplantae; Streptophyta; Magnoliopsida; Solanales; Solanaceae
Exons: 3
Coding region: 2408-2794 (128 amino acids)
Source: RefSeq, a predicted model, not a curated record
UUAAAAUCAAAGAAUUUACCAUUUUAGUAUGUUAUCAAUGAUGAAUUUACCUUUAUAUCCGUCAACUUAUUUCAUGACUUUAUAUUAAACUAUUUUAAAGGCAAAGUGUGCAUGUAAUUCUUGCCAUGAAAAUGAAAUACAAUGCAUUUUCAAGUUGAAAGAAGCUCUACGGAUCAAAGAACACUUGUAUGAGGCCCAGAGGAACUUGGAAAAACCUGGUUGGCUGAAUGCUAAUAUGUGGGUCCAGUUCUUAGAAAAAUGGGAUACUCUUGAAUAUAGGAUGAGGAGGGAACGGGCAAAGGCAAAUAGAGCAUCUCAAAUGGGUGGCUCAUUGCACACUGAAGGUGCAAUGAGUUUUACUACCCACCGACGAAGACUGAUAAUAUUAGUUUAAAUUUUAGAUUUGUUCAGUUUAGUUCAAUGUUCCAAUCAGUACUAAUCUUUUACCAAAUAUAUAUGCUUUUGUUGCACUGUAUAUGUUUGAUUGGUGUCUAGAUUGAUCUUUCCAAAUAUAUGUCCGUGGGUACCUAGUUUAGAAUCUUUCUCUGUAGAGUUCAACUUAAUCUUCUAAAAUAGAAGAUCGCAUAAGAGUCCAUAAAGGGCCUGAUAAAGGUGAGAUCCCAAAAAGAUGUUGCAAUUUUUCUAGCUGAUAUCGGGAGAUUGAGGUGAUGAAUUUGCUUAUUGUUGUGAUGAAUUUAGAGAUCAGUGUGGUUGGUUUCUUCUUGAAGAGUGGGGUUCUAUUGUUGAUUUUGUGAAUUGUAGAAGGGGUUCUCAUAGAGUUUCCAGGUUGGACAUAUAGAAGUAGGGAUAAUGUGAUCAUCUGGAUGCCAAUAGACUUAUUGUUGGUAUUUCCUUGGCUUCUGGUCAUCAUCAUCAACCUCUUGUUCCAAUUGGGAAUGUUUUUUAAUCCCUUUAGAAGGAGGUCCCAAGAGGUUUUUGCUUUUCUAAUAACACCUUUGCUGUUGUGCAUAGCUUGCUUUUCUAAUAGUUUGGGCUAACUUUCUUGAUUUUGCUUUAUUACUAGUACUAGCUUUUAAGAAAGAAAAGAAAUAGCAGUAGGGCCAUGCUGAAAGUGCAAAAAGAGGAAAAAGAUGUUCAACCUCAUAUGUACCUCUACUAUUUAAUAGACUAGUCAUACUCUAUUUGAUUUUAGACAAACUUUAAAAGGCAUAAGUAUUACCUAUUACAAAAUAUAAUAAAUACACAGAUAAUUAGCUUCUAUUAUUCAACCUACCAAGCCUGAAAAUUGACUAUUGAAAACUUUUCAUGUUAAUCCAUAUAGCGUAGUUCCUGGCGUGUAAGGUAUUUUUCAUGUUACUUAACUAGUUGAAAGGCAUCAGUAACGGUGGUAGGGGUUUCAAUACCCAUGAUAGACUUAAUAUCCUUCUUCAAUCCCUAAUAAAGAUGGUCACAUAGAACGUCUUCUAUAAAUUUGGAUAGGCAGAAACCACAGUAGACAAGGCAUUCUUAAACUUUUCUAGGUAUUCAUGAACACUCAUAUCCUCCUUGUUAUGAAACAUAGCAGUCGUACUAGUACUCAGCUUUACCUUUAAUGUUGAGUGAAACAUACUCCAUUUAAGAUAUUUUGGGAUGUUAGAUGUGUUUACAUCAAUGUUAAAUGAGAUUGUGUGAGAUAUAUACUUCAAUUGUUUAUUGUGAAAGGAAAGACUUGAUUUUGGUUUACUUACUAUUGACACUGCUUGAUGGUUUUCGAAAUGAAAACUCAGUGUACAUGUCCAUGAAAGACCUGUCAACUAUGUUAACAUAAACUGGGCUGUUUAGCAAAGAGUAGCAUUGGAGCACUUCUUCUAUAUCUACCCCUGUAUAGAAAAUUUUCAAGUAGGGAAGGUAUAAAGAGGAGAAAAGUAAAAAGCUAACUGUUGUUUGAUUGAGGGAAUUGAUGGUUUUGUCCCUUAAUUAAGGGUCAGCAGAAACAAUAUUAGCAACAGCCAAAAUGGCUGCCAUGCCACUAAGAUAUGUGGCAAAUGAUGACCCCGGCCAGGGCCGCCAUCAAGAAGCCUCAUUGUUAGCAAGAAAAUUGCACCUCCAGCUCCUCAAAGGUGGCUAUAGAUCACUCUUUGGAAGAGUAGUUAGUCAGAAAGUAAGAAGAAGAGAAUUAGUGGUUUAGUUAGAGAGGUGAUGACUUAAUUGGAAGCGAUGAGCAAAGUAUUUAUAGUAACACUCUUAGUAUAAGGCAGUCGUUGGUGUGAAGCUGUCAAUUGCCACCAAUUCAAUUUGUCUGAUUAUGAAUAAAGACUUUUCAAACAAUGAACUCUAUACAGCUGGACUUACUUAAAAAUAUUUUUAAAAAAACAUUUCCAUUACUUAAUCAUUCUGCAUUUUCCAUUGUCUUACAAGUGGUUACCUGCUACAUUUACUAUUAGAUUUACAAAAAGAACAUAACAAUAUGUACAGAGAUGCAUACUAUAAUUGUGAAUAUGAAAAUAGGGGAAAAGAGUCCACUUUUCUUGAGGUCUACGAAGAGAUACAUAGAAAGAAAAAGAAGAACGGUACAAGGGAAGAUUGGAUCGAAAUGCGUGCUAAGAAUGCAUAUGAAGAAUUUCAAAAAAGCAUAGAAGAUUGGCGUCAAACCCAACCAACUUCAGAGGAUGGUACCAUGGUCCAACCAUCACCUGCAGAUAUGACUCAUAUAUGGAUAGUUGUGGUAAGUGGUCCAAAGAAAGGUAGAACCUACGGGGCAGGGGUUCUCCAAUCCUCAAGUAAUCCUUCGUUAUUUCCCAGUUCCUCUUCUACUUUACAAACUAUGGAAGAAAUGAAAGCGAUGAAAAAAUAAAUUGUGGAAUUGAUGCAGCAAUGUGCAGCUAACGAUGUCAGGUUUGCUAAAUUUUAGGAGUUGGUUAAGAAGCACAUGCCUCAAGUAUUUCAUGAUGAGGAAGAUAGUGAAUCUGAUGAUAAUUAGAUUGUAGUUAUUGUUCUUAUUUUUGGUUGUGAGAUUCAGAUGUUUAAACUAUUUGAUUUGAUGUUUGUUUUGGAUGUUUUAAAGUGGUUGUAUUUAUAAAUUUUUAUCGUGUUUGAUCCUAUUGUAAAAAAUACAUUAGUUAUAUUGUUUAUAAUCUGAGAGCAGUGUAAGCUAAUGCAAGAUUUAAUUAUAUAAUUAUUGGGUGAAUAUUUUUA